Oncorhynchus kisutch (coho salmon) is the source of this 6503-nucleotide messenger RNA. Its product is annotated as protein jagged-1b-like. Gene Ontology annotation, biological process: Notch signaling pathway; multicellular organism development; cell communication. The transcript is spliced from 26 exons. Gene Ontology annotation, molecular function: calcium ion binding; Notch binding. NCBI's taxonomy places the organism in Eukaryota, Metazoa, Chordata, Actinopteri, Salmoniformes, Salmonidae. Gene Ontology annotation, cellular component: membrane. The record is from RefSeq and is a predicted model, not a curated record. Bases 293 to 4030 code for a protein of 1245 amino acids.
UCCCCUGAACUUGCUGUAAAGUCUGGGACAGUCAUUCGGACACAGACGUCGCUUUCUUAGCUCGUGGGUAUUGUUGUAUCAUAGGCGAUCAGAACUAUAUAAAGAAAAAGAACAAUAGUCGAAAGGACAAAAGAGUGAGACAAGGGGGCAGGCCAUUUUGCAGUGGAAAUCUAUGCUCUUUUGAAAAGGUGUUGUUCUCCACUCGUGCAUGUUCAAAUCGGAGGAGUAUAUAGAGCCGUAGGUCGGCCCGGACGUUUAGUUUCGCAGUGAACGGCACUAUCAAACAGAAGGCAUGAUUUUGAGACUGAGUUCAAUCUGUGUUGCCUUUUCUAUUCAUGUCUUCUUGCAAUGCAUGUGGAUUAAGGUGGCUGUUGCAUCUGGACACUUCGAAUUGCAAAUUGUAUCGAUGCAGAACGUGAAUGGCGAACUGCAGACUGGCGUGUGCUGCGAUGGAUCUCGGAAUGCCGCCGAUCGCAAGUGCACGAGGGACGAGUGUGAUACCUAUUUUAAAGUGUGUCUAAAGGAGUACCAGUUGAAGGUCUCUUCGGCGGGACCAUGCAGUUUCGGGACGGCUUCUACACCCGUGGUCGGAGGGAAUACUUUUUCUUUGCGGAGCAUGAGGAGUGACAAGUCGAGGAUUGUAUUACCUUUCAGCUUCGCUUGGCCGAGGUCCUAUACAUUGAUCGUGGAGGCCUUGGACUUCAACAAUGACUCUUCUACGGGCAGUGGGGGAGGCGAGAUGAUCGAGAAGGCCGUUCAGUCGGGCAUGAUCAACCCCAGCCGCCAGUGGCAGAGCCUGAAGCACAACGGGCCGGUGGGCCAGUUCGAGUACCAGAUCCGGGUCAGCUGCGAUGAGCAUUACUACGGUUUUGGCUGCAACAAGUUCUGCCGUCCGCGCGACGACUUUUUUGGCCACUACAACUGCGACCACAACGGCAACAAGACCUGCCUCGAAGGGUGGUCCGGACUAGAAUGCAGCACUGCUAUUUGCAGGCAAGGCUGCAGCACUGAACAUGGUUCCUGUAAAUUGCCCGGAGAUUGCAAGUGUCUGUACGGCUGGCAGGGCGAGUACUGUGAUAAGUGCAUUCCUCACCCGGGCUGUGUGCACGGAACCUGCGUGGAACCGUGGCAGUGCCUCUGUGACACAAACUUUGGCGGCCAGCUCUGCGACAAAGACCUGAACACAUGUGGUACGUUCCAGCCCUGUUUGAACAUGGGGACCUGCAGCAACACUGGACCUGACAAGUACCACUGUGCCUGUCCUGAAGGCUACUCUGGUGUCAACUGCGAAAAAGCAGAGCAUGCUUGUCUGUCGGAGCCCUGUUUUAACGGAGGGAGAUGUGUGGAGACCAGUCAGGGCUUCGAGUGCCAGUGUGCCCCCGGCUGGAGUGGCCCUUCCUGCAGCAUCAAUGUGGACGAGUGUUUGCCCAACCCCUGUGGCCACGGGGGCACCUGCCAGGACCAGGUCAACGGCUUCAAGUGCACCUGUCCCUCCCAGUGGAGCGGCAAGACCUGCCUCAUUGACGCCAAUGAGUGCGAAGGCGACCCCUGCCUGAAUGCCAACUCCUGCCGCAACCUGAUUGGAGGGUACUUCUGCGAGUGCCUCCCUGGUUGGAUGGGCCAGAACUGCGAAACCAAUAUCAAUGACUGCCUGGACCAGUGUCAAAAUGGGGGAAAAUGCAAGGACAUGGUGAAUGGGUACCGUUGCGUUUGUCCGUCGGGCUUCGGCGGCGAGCACUGCGAGAAGGACGUAGACGAGUGCGCCAGUGGCCCGUGCUUGAACGGCGGCCGUUGCAAGGACGACGUCAAUGGCUUCCAGUGCCUGUGCCUGCCCGGUUUCUCUGGCAACUUCUGUCAGUUGGAUAUCGACUACUGCAUGCCGAGCCCAUGUCAAAACAGGGCCCAGUGUUUCAACCUGGCUAUUGAUUACUUCUGCAAAUGUCCAGAAGACUACGAGGGCAAGAACUGUUCCCAUUUGAAGGACCACUGUCGGACCACACCAUGCAAAGUGAUUGACAGCUGCACGGUUUCCGUGGCAUCCAACAGCACCCCUGGGGGCGUGCGUCUGAUUUCGUCCAACGUGUGCGGGCCCCACGGGCGCUGCCGGAGCCAGGCUGGGGGCCAGUUCAGCUGCGAGUGCCAGGAGGGCUUCACCGGGACAUACUGCCAUGAGAAUAUAAAUGACUGUGAAAGUGGCCCAUGUCAGAACGGGGGAACGUGUAUUGACAAAGUCAGCCUGUACCAGUGCAUCUGUGCCGAGGGCUGGGAGGGACCCAACUGUGACGACAACAUUGAUGACUGCAACACCAACCCAUGUCGCAACCGCGGCACGUGCCGAGACCUGGUGAACGACUUCUACUGCGAGUGUAAGAACGGAUGGAAGGGCAAGACAUGUCACUCAAGAGAGAGCCAGUGUGACGAGGCUACGUGCAACAAUGGCGGAACGUGCUACGAUGAAGGGGACACCUUCAAAUGCAUGUGUGCCGCCGGAUGGGAGGGUGCCACCUGUAAUAUAGCUAAGAACAGCAGCUGUCUGCCUAGUCCUUGUGAGAACGGAGGCACCUGUGUAGUCAGUGGAGACUCUUUCACCUGCGUCUGCAAAGAGGGCUGGGAGGGCCUGACCUGCAACCAAAAUUCCAACGACUGCAAUCCCCACCCUUGCUAUAACAGUGGAACCUGUGUGGAUGGAGAUAACUGGUACCGGUGUGAGUGUGCCGCGGGAUUUGCCGGACCAGACUGCCGGAUUAACAUCAACGAGUGCCAGUCGUCGCCCUGCGCAUUCGGCUCCACCUGCGUAGACGAGAUCAACGGCUACCGCUGCCUGUGUCCACCAGGGAGGGCUGGCCCCAGGUGCCAGGAAGUUACUGUGAGACCCUGUGUUGUCAACAGUCUAGUGGCUGUGGAUGGGACCAAAUGGGAUGACGAUUGCAACACCUGCCAGUGCCACAAUGGGAAGGUCACCUGUACAAAGAUCUGGUGUGGUCCCAAAUCCUGCCGGGUCCACAGUAAAAGUCACAGCGAUGGCGAGUGCCCAGUUGGUCAGACGUGUGUGCCCGUCAGGGACGAGCGCUGUUUUGUCAAGCCAUGCCCCAGCCAGGGCGAGUGCUGGUCGGCCUCCCACAGUCUCCCGCCCCAUGCGAAGUGCCACCCCGAGAGCAACUGUGCCAAUGUCACAUUCACCUUCAACAAGGACACCAUGCCACAGGGCUUGACUGUUGAGCACAUCUGCGGUGAGCUAAGGAGUCUGUAUGUGGUGAGGAACCUCUCGUCGGAGUACUCGGUGUCCAUGACAUGCGAGCCAUCGACCACCACCAACAACGAGAUCAAUGUAGCCAUUUCAACGGAGGACCCCAGACGAGGCAAGGCCCCUAUCAAGGAGAUCACGGACAAAUUCAUAGACCUGGUCAGCAAGCGAAACGGAAACAGCACUAUCAUCACAGCCAUUGUUGAAGUCCGUGUCCAGAGGAGGCAGACCCACAACCCCAAUGCAGACUACUUGGUCCCCUUGCUGGUGUCCGUAGUCAUCGUCAUCUGGCUCCUGGCUGUGGCCUCUGCGUUUAUCUGGUGCCUCAAGCGGCGCCGGAAGCCCAGCACCCACACGGGUGUCAGCACCCAGUCGACGUCCCCUGCGACAACCGCCGAAGACACCAACAACGCAGUCAACAACGUGCGUGAGCAGCUCAACCAGAUCAAGAACCCCAUCGAUAAACACGGUCCGACCAACGGCCUACCCCCAGUUAAAGAACACCCCAACCACUAUCACUACGAGGACAAGAACUCUCUUACCAACGCCAAAAUUAGAACAAACAACUCAGACGUGGGUAGCCACCAUUCGGAUGACGAGGAGUCUGAGAAGAGGCUUCAGAAGGCUAGGUUCCCCAGGCAGACGCCGUAUACUCUAGUGGACCGGGAAGAGCGGAGCCCACAGCCACUCAGCACGGCCGGCAAACACCCCAACUGGACUAACAAACAGGAUAACAGAGACUUGGAGUCGACGCAGAGCUUAAACCGAAUGGAAUUCAUUGUAUAGCGCACAGCUUGGCGACCUUGGCCCGACCACUUCAACCAGUUUAUCAUUGUUGGAAGGUCAACUGAGGGGCGCUCCAAAGUUGUUGAUACUGUUGUCAUAUUUUUGAAUCAAAAAGUUGUGAUUUACCCUUCACAAAGAAGACAAAUUUCCAUGUGUUUAAUUUAUGUUUCGACAAGCUGGCUUACACUGGCAAUAACGGUUGGCUGUGGUUUGGCUGGAUGUCCGGGUGCUGCGUUUGCUUGCAGUCUUUUGCAAAACCAGUUAACUUCGAGGCAGCACUUCUGUAAAUAGAGAUAUCGAUGUACGUGUAAGAACAUCUCUACGUUGUUCGGUAAGCUGCUGUCGAAGGCUUUUUGCAAGCUUUUUCCCGGUAGUCUUGUGUAUGAUGAAUAUUAAUGUGGGUUUAGCCUCGUAACUGGUUUUGUAGUUGUACGCGCUUCCGCAUCACCAUACCACAGCAACUAACAAAAAAUAUAAUUUAUUUUUGUUUGGGGCAGGUUGAGUCUGUCAGCAGUUGCUGCCGAUAUGAAGAAUUUGUGUCAAUGUAGAAUGUUGUAUAGAUCUGUAAAUAUUUUUUUUUUAUUAAUCAUUGUUUAUAUUGAUUGAUUUAUUAACUUAAUAAUCAAGAGCCUUAAAAUAUCAUUCCUUUUAUUUAUAUGCAAUGUUUAGAUUUGAAGGUUUGACAGCUUUGUAAGCUUACAACUUCCUUAUUUUUGAAAAUAUUGUUUCAGUAUAUACAGUAUGUUUCGUACUGUGGAUUUGAAGGUUAAAGUGCAGAUGGUCGGUCAGCUUUAAUUUGAGGAUAUUUUCAUCGAUACAUUUUUUUUUUUUUUUUUUUUUACAUGGUCUCCCCAUUUCAAGGAACCAAAAGCAUUUGGACAAAUCCACUUAUGUGUAUUAAAGUAGUUAAAAGUUUAGUAUUUGAUCCCUUAUUCUGAGCAUGCAAUGACUACAUCAAGGUUGUGACUCUACAAACUUGUUGGAUGCGGUUACAGUUUGUUUUGGUUCAGAUUAUUUUGUUCCCAAUAGAAUUGAGUGCUAAGUAAUGUCCCAUGUGGCUCAGAGUAUGGUGCUUGUAACGCCAGAGUUGUGGUUUCGAUUCCCAUGAAUGGACCAGCACAAAAUAGUACCAAAAUGUAUGACCUCACUACUGUAAGUUGCUCUGGUUAAGAACGUCUGCUAAAUGAAUUAAAUGUUAAUGUCAUUUUUGGAGUCACUUUUAUUGUAAAUAAGAAUAGAAUAUGUUUCUGAACACUACAUUAAUGUGGAUGCUACUAUGAUUACAGAUAAUCCUGAAUGAAUCGUGAAUAAUAAUGAUGAGUGAGAAAGUUGGAGGAACAAAGAUCAUACCCCAAGACAUGCUGACCUUUCACCACUACCAAUAAUGGGAGAAUAGCAUCUUUCGGAAGGGUAUGAUGUUUAUGCCUCAACUUUCUCACUCAAUUUUGUUCAUGAUUCAUUCACGAUUUUCUGUAAUCAUGGUAGCAUCCACAUUAAUGGAUGGAAACACCCUCAAAUUAAAGCUGACAGUCUGUAAUUUUAACCUCAGUCAUUGUAUAAUUUCAAAUCUAAAGUGCUGGAGUACAGAACCAAAACAUCAACAAAAUGUUUCACUGUCCAAAUACCUUUGGACCUCCACUUUGUUUCAUAAAUGCCAAAAGUGUUCUUGAAAGAAUAGUUUAUUUUUUAACAAUUUGGAUGGGCAUUUUUGUCCCCCCCAAAAAACGAAACCUGUUUUUGUACGAUGUCUGUUUGAAACCAUUUCUAUGGUAGUUUUGCCAGGACUCUUUUGUAAGUACUUAAAUGUAAGUGGGAUGGCAGGGGAAAGGACUAAAUCACAUGGAGGAUGAUUUUGCUGCUGCAGGGUCAUUUGAAUCAACUAAAUGUGGCAGACUCAUUGCUUGCCAAUUAAAUACUUUUAAGGGAACAAAAUUUUUUUUUUUUUAGCUUGACAUUUGCAUGUACAGCAUAAAAUGUGUCAAGGACAGGAAAAAAUUAUAUUCCUAGAUACUUUGGAAAAGAUUUACCUGUUUUUGAUGUAUUUGUGAUUACUUUGCAUAUUAUUUGCAUAUAUGGUAAUUAACUCUAAUGAAUGGUGGAAUUGGUUUUGUGUGCCCUGGGUGGGUGGCGAUUUCAAUGGAAUGGUCUGCAAUGAGCAAACUCGGGUCACCGGGCCAUGCAAAACGAACUCGACCAAUGAGAUACUUGAAGAGAGGAGGUCCAAUAAGAACACUGUAGAAAUGUCAUGUGACACACAGCCUUUCUAGAUCAGAGACCACAAGGCUGUAAACUUUUAAUAUAAUUUUUUGUUUGCCCUUAAGAUCAUGAUAUAAGAGAAAGUAUUUGUGUACAUUUCACUUUAGUGUGUUAAGAACUUGAGAAUAAAAGUAUUUUGGGGGGGAGCAGUUGUUCCUGGCAAGUCUUUGUUUUGUUUUGGAAAGUAAUAUUUAUUAAAAUAUUUUGUACAAAAACA